AUGCGCCAAACUGCCGUGCGACUCUCCAAAACUUAUACGCCGAUGAUCAAAUUCGUCGGAGGAAGACAUCCCCUAUUACAGCAUUCUGGGUCAGCUACUCCACACCCCUGUACGAUGGAUGGCAUUUUGCCUGGCUCGAAAGAAUGUGAACCCGCAGGAGACUUUCACAGCAAAUUGAAACCGUUUGAAGUUGUGCCUUACAAGACCAACAAGUCUGCUCAGAAAGGUGCCGGGGCAAAGACCGGUUCUAACUACACAUUCACGUCCAGGCCUCUCAAAGAAAACGAGGUGGAUUCCAUUUUCGAUUUGCCUACCAGAUUCCAGCUUCGUCCGUUCGCAGAGGCUGAAAUUGAUUCCAUCAACGCCGGCGGCGCUCUAUGA
This is a messenger RNA of Lachancea lanzarotensis, 381 nucleotides long. RefSeq names its product LALA0S06e08482g1_1 (gene KGD4). The transcript has a single exon. The record is from RefSeq and is a predicted model, not a curated record. The coding region runs from base 1 to 381 and encodes 126 amino acids. NCBI's taxonomy places the organism in Eukaryota, Fungi, Ascomycota, Saccharomycetes, Saccharomycetales, Saccharomycetaceae. Gene Ontology annotation, biological process: 2-oxoglutarate metabolic process.